UUUCUAUACAUCAGGCUGAGUUUUUCUCCGAAGUCGAUGGUUAGGGGACCUACAAGGCUGGAAGAAAUGUAGGCCUGAAUCCUUAUGUUGGGUGCCAUAUGCAGAGUAUCAAACCUUCUUAUAGAUCAAAGAAAGCUAAUCCAGAAUCAACCAAAGUCAGUGCAAGAAGGGUAUACAGGGCAGAUGAUAUUUCAUCAGAGAGGUAUACUACAGUGAAGAUAUAAUGAGUGUGCCAGUUGUGAUGAUAGAGGGGAAACGUGAGGUUACAACAAAGAACGAUCUUCCAAAUUCAAAUCUUACAGUAGUGGUUGAGCAUGCCUUUUACUGUGAGCAUUUAUAUGAUCCUGAUACUGGAGCUCUUAAGCAGCUACCGACAAAUGUUAAGCUCGCGACCCUGACAAGGAAGGCGCAUGCUGCGAAAGAAAAUAAAGACGCAUCACAUACAAAAUGGGCAAUUGGAUAUGAAGAACCUGACAGGCAAGCAUUUGGUGAAAAUAAUCGAGAAGCACUGACAUUAUUGGAGAACUGCAAUGUGAUUUUAAAGUUGUGGGCACGGAGGCAAACCGGAGGGCAGCCUCUAGAGUGUCGCGGAAGAGUGGUGCAAAUGAUUGAGUAGAGGGUGUCGCGCAAAUAAGUGGGUGGGAGCAAGAAGCAGAGCAAGCAAUGCCCCUAUUUAUAUUUGGCAUUGGCAUGUCCAGAUCGACGGGCCAAAGCUCAUUGUGAGCUCCUCCUCCUCUACUCGAUUUCUUCUUCCAUGCCUGCACGACUCUGUCUACAUUUUGGUGGUAUAAAAUGUUCUGACACAGUGUGCUAUUAUUGCUAUUAUUGAACUAUGCUGCUCUGUCUCUUUUCUGAAGUAGGAAGUGAUGAAUCGAAUAAGGAGGAAGGGUAACAC
Messenger RNA from Triticum aestivum (bread wheat), 895 nucleotides. Its product is annotated as DNA (cytosine-5)-methyltransferase 1A-like. Bases 224 to 616 code for a protein of 130 amino acids. The transcript is spliced from 5 exons. Gene Ontology annotation, molecular function: chromatin binding. The record is from RefSeq and is a predicted model, not a curated record. NCBI's taxonomy places the organism in Eukaryota, Viridiplantae, Streptophyta, Magnoliopsida, Poales, Poaceae.